Messenger RNA from Castor canadensis (American beaver), 702 nucleotides. RefSeq names its product TNF receptor superfamily member 17 (gene Tnfrsf17). Gene Ontology annotation, biological process: tumor necrosis factor-mediated signaling pathway. The record is from RefSeq and is a predicted model, not a curated record. Gene Ontology annotation, molecular function: signaling receptor activity. NCBI's taxonomy places the organism in Eukaryota, Metazoa, Chordata, Mammalia, Rodentia, Castoridae.
AUGGCUCAGCAGUGCUUCCAAAAUGAGUAUUUUGACAGCCUGCUGCACGCUUGCAAACCUUGUCACCUUCGAUGUUCCAACACCCCUCCUGCAAUGUGUCAGCGUUACUGUAAUGCAAGUAUGAGCACGGCGGCAAAGGCGACGAAUGCUGUUCUCUGGGCCUGUCUGGGCCUCAGUUUGGUGUCCUUGGCAGUCCUCAUGCUAGUGUUCUUGCUCAGGAAGAUGAGCUGGGAACCUCUGAAGGACGAAUUUAAACACACAGGAUCAGUUCUCCUGGACGUGACUAAUGCCAACUUGGACAAAAGUAGGGUGGGUGAAAAUGUGAUCCUCCCGAGAAGCCUGGGGUACACAGUAGAAGAAUGCACUUGUGAAGACUGUGUCAACAGCAAACCCACGGGUGAGGCUGACCAUUUCUUUCCUCUCCCGGCCAUGGAGGAGGGUGCAACCAUUCUUGUUACCACGAAAACCAAUGACUACUGCAAAAGCCUGCCAGCUGCUUCAAGUGCCACUGGGAUAGAGAAAUCAAUUUCUACUAGAUGAUUCAUCUUUUUGACCGUCAGGAAAAUAAGAUGUUUCCGAUUUCUUCACGAUAACCAAGUUUAUCCAUUACUGACACAGCUUUUGUCCUUUAAUUCUGGAAAUACUUUAUAUUAGACAUGCUUCCCUAUCUUAUUGUUGGGGGCUUAUCUGGAAAAUUCUUUG